AUGAUCUUGGCAAAUAUUUUUUUAGAUAGAGCAGUUGUGAAGUUCUCAGAGCAAUCCUUUGAAAAGCCUUAUGAUUACGCAAUCCUGGAGGAAACAAAGAUGACAAUUGAUGCUUUUAAGAAUUAUAUUAAAGAUGGCAGACCAAAUCCUGAACCGAAAUUUCGACCAGGAGUUCGUGAAAUGACUAUGGCUGGAUUAAAAGCUGACCUGAUUUGGGUUAACGACGUUUCCAAGUUUGAGGAUUACGUGUCGUCCUUACGUUAUGCUACAACAAACGGUGUAAUAUUUACGAAACCUGGAGUAAUUAUUGAUAAAAAUUAUGAUCCAACAAAGAGAUUGUGGUAAGAAUUGUUCAGUUAUCAAACUGGAAGUAUUAAUAGACUCAGAUUGUACAGUGGUAGUAGAUUCACAUUAUGCAGCCUGACUAAUGUAGUCUCUAAUAGAUGCAGUCUAAUUUGAUUGCUUAAAUAAUGAAACUAUUGUCGCAUUCAUCUAACCUGUGGUAUUCUUGGAGUAAAUUUUUUCUCUCUCUUAUAAGAUCCCCUUCUUCUUCUUUCUUAUAAGAUCCCCUUUUCAGUCAUCCAGUCAGUGUCACCGAUCAUGAUUAGCACGAAAUAUUUAUUAAGUCUCCAACUUUCCCAUCAAUUGUCCUUGUUCAUGUUACUGUGUUUAUGGUUGCCAUUCACAUGCAAUUAGAUAUUGCAAGUACGUAUUGCGCGCGAAUUAAAUCCCGUAAGUAUUUCGUGUCUUAAUAAAGUUAUGAUAUUUCGCACCUUGUUAGAACCACAUAAUGUUAGGUUCAGAGUGAUCAAGUCGAGGUUACUAAAAUCAUUAUCGUUGGAAAUUACUGCAAUUCAGUAUUUCAGUUUAAUUUAAUUAAAAAUGAACAAAAGACCCCAGCAAAUAAUUUUUAUACCAUGCAUAUUUUAUGAAAUUAUAUUAUCUAACAUUUCGUUAUUUUCAGUACAACAUCUUCAAAGCUUUGAAGUGGAAUUUACAUGGUUUGCUAAUUGCUAUAUAUAUUUACAAUAGAAUGGUUUUAAAUUACGAAAACGGUUAUAACAUUUAAAAUUUGAAAAAGAACAAAUGUCGUAAUUAGUUUAAUGUGACGUAGUUCGUUAGUGAUUGAAAGUUAAUGUUAUUAGAAUAACUCGAGAGGAGUAGGUCUAAUAUUAGCAUUAAGGACAGGGUUAAUUUUGGAAAUUUAUAGGCUUUGAAGUCGGACUUGGCAACUGGGUGUUUUUGGAAGUUCUUAUGAGCAAGAAUAGCAGACAUAGUUGAAGUAGCAAGAUGAUUACCAGUUAAAGCAGAAACUCCUCUAUGCUCUGAAAUACGUGUGGGAAUGUUUCGACGUGUCUCGUACCCAGAGUCAUCAGACGAGUGGCUCUGGGCCCUGGCCACGCGGGUUUGAAAACGAUCCUGAUUGGUCGAUCCAUGAGCUAUUGGACUCAUACCCCCUGUGGCAUUUACGAGCGCGGCUAAUAUUAGUGAAUACGAUAUAUUUUGCCAUAGGUAGCCCAGACACACUGUGCGAUAUAAAAUUUAAAUCCAGCUUUAAAAUAAACUGACAUUCACGUGGUUGACAAUGCACUACAGCAUUGACACUUGCACAUGUGCACAAUAAGUGAUUUCUGGGCAAAGGAAAUCUGGUCUUUGAAAGGAAAGAACUAGACAGACGACAAGGGCGGAAAACAACACAUGUGGAAAUAUGUGGAUAAGCAAUUAAGUGAGAAUUUUAGAGAGUUGUGACCGAAUUUUUAAUCCAUGAUAUCCAGUGAAAGGAGGGCAGAAAUAGAUAAUUUUUUAAGAGCAUGUGUGGACUUUGUCUUUACAGUUAUAGAUCUUAUCAAGAAAUGACUUCAUACAUCUAUCUGUAAGUGCUAUCGGAUAAUCAUUAGCAGGAAAAUUAAGUUUCUCCAUUUCGGAAUGAAAAAAUAUAUAAGAGGAACCGAUAUUAAAAUAUGGAGAUACAAGAGAGAAAAAAAGCAGAUCUUUUUGUAUAUCAUAGGGAUAAAGCUAUAAAAGUUUAAAAACUUUAACUUUAUUUUGUUUCUAGGUUUGAAAAUGCACUCAAUAAUAAAGGUAAAUUAACAUUAACAACGCCCUACCUUGAUCCAUUUGGGGCUGGAUUCUUGGUUGAUAUAGUUCACUCGUUGUACGAAGGAAAGAGUUCAAGACAACAUGAUGCAAGUGAUGAAGUUGUAGCUGUCUUAGAUGCCAGUCUUGAUUUAUUCAGAUUUUACAGGUAAGCCAUAAUAUGCAGCAAGAUACAACAGGGGUUUGAAGGUUUCUCGAACAUGGUUUUUAAAUAUGGAACAAUUAUAACGUUAGAGUAUGAGAGAGAAUAUAUAUAAAGUAAAAUAGGGAGCUAGGUAGCAGUUUCUGUUAUUUUAUUAGCAAUGCUCUGACGACGUUGAGGUUUUUGUCGGAACUACUCACGAAAGAAAAAUUAAACUUCAAUAUUCCGAGUCAAGGCCCUUAGUUUGCUGUUGAAUUGCAGACGAAAGGCCUUUGAUACGACAUAUUAAAGAUAUUUAUAUCGUUUGGAGAAUGCUACAUUACCUGUACUGGACCUCGCGUUAGGGAAAUAUAAAAAUAGAACGAGCCAACUUUCAGACAAAGGGCCUUUGCACGCAACGUCUAAGUCUUUUUUAAUAUUUUUAAAAGGUUUUUGAGGGUCAAAAUUACCUGAUUUUUAAAAUUACUUUUACGUUACCUGAAAGCACUUUUUGAAAUUUAGUGUGCUUUUUAAUUUGUACAUGCAAGUAGCAGGUGUUUCUUUCGAAAGAAUAUAAUACCACAAUGGAAUACGGGGCAAAAUCUGCUAAGGGGGCUCGGGGGAAUGCUACUCCGAGAAAAUUUUUGAAGAUUUACGCCUAUAUUCUAAAGUCUCACUCAUGUACUCAUACUCACACUCCAGUUAAACUCGAGUGAGAUGCCUUCAAGUGCGAUUGACUGAGUAUGAGUCAGGUCAGUUUGCAUUCAAAUGUGACUGACUGGAGUGUAGUAGUUCAGUACAAAACAAUCAUGAAUGCAUGCAUUCAUGUUAAUAAGAGUGUGAUCUGUCUCGGCUGUGAAGUUCCAAAGACAACGUGCAAGAUGUCACAAAGCAGGCGGCGCUUUCCGCAACUAGAAAAGUCACCACUACGGACAGAGUUAGUAGCAAAGCACAAGGAUGUCCUGGAAAGUAAAAUAAACGAUUUCAGGACAAUAUCCCAGAAAAACGUGUUGUGGGAAACGUUAUCGCAAGAAUUCAAUUUGCAGUCCGGUGUAAGUAGUGGGAAAAUUUGAAAACGCGUGCCAAAAAGGUUUUUGCUAAAGAAAAACGGGCCGCUGAAUUAACUGGUGGUGGUAUAUCCACAUCACCAGCAGACUAACAAUCAUCGGCUAUUGCUUCAAUAAUCCCUGCUCAAAUCGACAGCCUAGAAAACCCGUUUGAUGACGAUAACUACGAAUCAGGUAAGCAAAGAGUUUGAAAAGUGUAAUGUUAUAAAAGAUUACACAAUUGUCGCAUAGUAUUACCACAUGAUAGGCACUUGGAGUGCCUGUCUUAUUUUAUUUCUCAUUAAUUGAAUAGAAAACGAUAACAACGACGUCCAGUCAGAUACAACUUGACAACUUCUACAUUAUCUCUAGCCUACGGUGUAUCCGUUUUACGUUUUGGGUAAAUUAACUCCAAUUUAUUCAAAUUUCUGAGGCGUGCGUGAAUGUAAAUUUUCAUUUGGCGCUUUAUAUUAAAAUGUUCCAUGGCGGUCUUUGUGCAAUAAAAUAUACCCUGACUAUAUAUAUAUAUAUAUAUAUAUAUAUAUAUAUAUAUAUAUAUAUAUAUAUAUAUAUAUAUAUAUAUAUAUAUAUAUAUAUAUAUAUAUAUAUAUAUAUAUAUAUAUAUAUAUAUAUAUAUAUACCCAACCAUUGAAACACAUGUUCGAACGGACUAAAAAGUUCUUGUCAUUCGUACAAACUGUUUAUAGGCUGUUGAAGGCUUGAAACUUGUCAAGAUAUCCAAUUUCCGAAGUCGAAGACAAAGUCGAUUUCACACUAAAUGUAGCGGGCAUAAAAGCUAAGCUUUUAUAAGCUUUAUCGCAAGUCGGCUCGAAUCCUAGUUGGUUCACGACAUUUAUCAAUAGCGCCUAAUGCUGUUUCGUGCACGUUGGUUAUCGUAUUGUCUAGGCUUUAGUUCACAUAUUAAACCGUUCUUUGAAGCUUCUGCGUUUCACCGUUUGUUUACCAACGCCAGGCGGGUGAAAUGGAGAAGGAAAGGUCGUCUAACUCCUUAGUCCUUACGUACAGCGUCCUUGCUGUCCAAGAAAUUAAUAUCGCUUUUAUUCGACGGGACUUUGAAGUAAAGAACACAUUUGUAUUGCACAAUGCUCGCCAUGGAACAUUUUAAUGCCUUUAAUAAGCGCCAAAUGAAAAUUUACAUUCACGCACGCUUCAGAAAUUUGAAUAAAUUGAAGUGAAUUUACCCAAAACGUAAAACGGAUAUGACGUAGCCGGGCAAGCUUUUCUUCGUUUAUUCGUAGACCCCUCACGAAACGUGUUUCUGCUGGGGUCUACACCGUACGUAGGCUACAUUAUCUCCAACUCAGCAACAACAGCCACCAACUGUUACAGAGGCUGCAUUGUCGUUCCUAUCGGCCACAAGGAAACCAAUAUCUGAGGCUCAAGAACGUUGUUUGAGCCUGCAAGAACAACAACAUCACGCGGAGAUGGAAUUGUUGGCUAUUAAAGAAAACAAUUGCUCACUGAACACAAAAGAAAGAUUGAAGUGCUUGACGCUGAGUUAGAGCCGGUAUUAGAAUUCAAUGAGCAAAAGCAUAAAACUCAAUGCAGAAGAACAACAGAGACCAUUCACCGGUGCUAGAAUGCACAAACACAAACAAUAAUUGAAGUGAAUGAUGUUAAACGCAAAACGGCAUAAUAUUACGAAAAUAUAAUUACAUAUGUAAAGUGUGUUAGAUAAUACGUGACAACUCAAGUUUUCAAACAUAUACAGUAUAAUAUACAUUUUUCUUGAAACAUUGAUUUGAAUCCUUUACCAAAUAUAUCAGACCAGUGGUUUACAUGAAAUGUUGUACUACUCAAGGCGUCACACAGUGACGCAACAAAACCUAAUCAUAAGAUAGCUGUAGCCACAAUAAUAGUGAGUGUUGUUUCCAGAUUUGUACGCAGACAACCAUGGAGAUAAUCUCUUUAAUAGUAGUCGAAUGUUCUCUCUACCGUAUUUCUAGUUCGUAUUUGAGACACAUUAUAUCUUCGCUCUGGCCGUGUUUGGGAAUUCAACAGUAUAGUGUCAUGAGAUAAGGCCAACAAGGAUAGCCACUGUCUCCCAGUAAAACGCCAUCGUUGUCGCCUGUUCAAACUAAUUCGCAUAUAAGCGACUGUUGUCAAAAAUUCUAGCAUCAUGAAGCUACCUGGCCAACGUGUCACAAUGUUUAUAUUUUCCAAAUUUGCUUCGCAAACAACUUGCACGUUAAUGCAAAAAUACCCUUUUCUAUUUCGAUACAGUUCUGCAUUCUGGGCCCCCUAGAAAUGAUACUUUAACGUGGGUACAGUCUAUUGCCCCAACCAUGCAUUGGGGAAUCCACCAAUGCGCCAGUAAUAAUUAAGCUUACUUUGAUGUGGUGUAUUCUUAUCAGAAAAUUUGAUUUAAUUAUUCUUUAGUCGACCAAUAGCUUCCGACACAUGUUUUAUAAUUCGACUUACUGAUGGCUGCGAUAUUUGAUAUAAGUCUCCACAUGCUAAAUGGAACGAACCAGUAGCAUAAAAUCGGAGAGUAGUCAGCAGUUGGAUAUGAGCGGGAGUAUAUAUAGGUCUUCCCCUAUCGUUAUGUGCACGAAUAUCUGGUCUGAUAAUGACCAGCAACUCCUGAAAAGCUUCCUUUGUUAACCUAUAUCUGCUCUUAAAUUGUUGGUCAUCAUGUAUACUUCUCUAUAUCGAAAUUAUAUGCCUUCCGUCUAUUUCUGUUAUUGAAUAUAAUAUUCUCUACAGCAUUCAGUCUAUUUAGCUAUCUAUCGGCCAUAUUUUUCUGAAGUAAAUACUUGUGAGUGCAGGUCAACUCACACUUCACUCCACAUGUCAGCUUUCUUCGAGGCCAGGGUGAGUGAUGUUUUUGAAUGACUGGAGUGUGAGUGUAACAAUCUGCUCAGUGAGUUCGAGGGGGAACUCAUUGAGUGGUAAGUUGCACUCAUUGAGAAUGAGCGUCCACACGUUAAUUGUGAGUAUGAGUGAGCUUUUAGAAUACAGGUGUCAUUCAUGCACACUCAAUCGCCCGAGUUCUAAAAGCUCACUCACACUACUCAAUGAGUGGAGGUUCAGUCUGAGCUUCUCUUGAGUGUCAAUGCUGUUUUUGAAUAGCUGGAGGGCGAGUAUAGUUACAUAGUAUAUAAGGUAUGACACUAGCCCUCCAGCUAUUCAAAAACAGCAAUGACACUCGAGAGAAGCUCAGGUUGAACCGGCUUCCACUCAUUGAGUGUGAGUGUGAGUAAGUUUAUUUUAGAUAAGUGCAACUCAACAUGCAAUGAGUGCAACUCAACAUGCAAUGAGUUUCCACUCAUCCUAAGUAUAACGCCCGUAUGCAUACCCGAGGUAAUUGCAUACUCAAGAACGAAUACAUUGGAUUUCGUCCAUGAUAUUUGCUGUGAAGAACUAGACUUGGUUCUCUUGUGUUGUGGGUACAACUGAUACGUAUGUGUAAAUGCUAUGAUUCCAAAACAUGGGAACCCACUGACAACACGAAUAAGAAAAGACAAGUGCUACUCAGAUAAGUCGCACUCGAGUGAGCUCUAUGAAUAAAUUAAAAUCAACAAGAGUUUUUAGAGAAUGAGUGCUUCCCCAGAAUACAGGCGUUAGACCUUCAGAAAGCCCGAAAAUGCAACUAAAAUUUGGCAUUCUUAACUUGCAUGCUUUCCCUUUUAACUUUCACGUUUGCCUGUCAAUGCUGUUAUAAAUAAUAAUAUACCUGAAAAUCAGCCUAAAUUAUCUAGACGUUUACCUGAAAUUACUCAUGAACAAAUAUUUGGGCGGGGGUGUUGCACCCUAUACACCCCCGCUCGCAACGUCGAUCGUCCCUGAAUACUGGAACCGAAGACCCAAGAUGAGCAUAUAACUUCCUUUCCUUUGCAAAGUUUUGCUUCAAUGUUAUUCUACUAGGUCAGUAAUCAUAGGCGUACGAGAUAGGGGGCAACUGCAUGCUCCCCCCUCAAAUUUUGGAAAAUAAUUUUUCUGUAGACAUAAUUUUAUUGUAGACUAUUCACUGAAGUGUACCCCGAGUGUCGAGAGAAAUACAGAUGCUUUAUCAUGGAUAAAAGCGGUUUCCUCAUAAUGCACAACAGUUUUACUGACUUCGAGACAGUUUCAGACUUGAAAAAAUUGGCUGAAAAUAUUGGAAAUACUCAUAUAACAAUGAAAGAGAAAUCUGUGGCGGAGGACAUGAUUAAAAAGAAAAUUUUGUAUCGAAAGAAAUGCAAAGAUUUCAAGAACAUUACAAAUAAUAUUUUUUAUGAAGUGAAAGUAAGCGGAAAUCUUCUUAUCACAAAAAACUGUCCAAAAUACCAAAUUGCGCCACUUAAAGGAACAACAGCGUAUUUAG
Paramuricea clavata is the source of this 7591-nucleotide messenger RNA. The record is from the annotation of a GenBank genome assembly. NCBI's taxonomy places the organism in Eukaryota, Metazoa, Cnidaria, Anthozoa, Malacalcyonacea, Plexauridae.